UGGAUUCUUGUGGUUGGGAUCACAUGGCACAUCAUCCAUGCCAAACAACAAGUAACUGCUGGAUGUGUAGAUCAGGGGCGGACUGACAACUCAUGGGGCCCCCGGGCAUUAGGGGAUCAUGGGGCCCCUGUGUCCUUGCCCCAACUCCAAAAAGCCUAUGAAAAAGGUACCAGGGGCAUCUCAUGGGGCCCCCUACUGACCCCGGGCCCUCGGGCAGUGCCCAAAUUUCCAAAU
Messenger RNA from Staurois parvus, 234 nucleotides. NCBI's taxonomy places the organism in Eukaryota, Metazoa, Chordata, Amphibia, Anura, Ranidae. The record is from the annotation of a GenBank genome assembly.